Messenger RNA from Carya illinoinensis, 3858 nucleotides. RefSeq names its product probable disease resistance protein At4g27220. The transcript has 5 exons. The record is from RefSeq and is a predicted model, not a curated record. Lineage: Eukaryota; Viridiplantae; Streptophyta; Magnoliopsida; Fagales; Juglandaceae. Bases 267 to 3572 code for a protein of 1101 amino acids. Gene Ontology annotation, molecular function: ADP binding.
GGUGUCUUUCUUUUUGCAGAGGAUAGAUUGGCUGAGGUAGUCCGUCUGAGAAAGGGGGAAUGCUGCAAACUCAGAUUAAAGAGCUGAAAGGAGGAGUUGAUUUUGCAAAAUUAAAAGGAGAUAGAUUGGCCGAGGUUGUCCCUCUAAGAAAGACGAAAUAUUGAAAACUCAGAAGAGCUGAAAGAAGUAGUUGAUCUUGCAAAAUUAAGAGGUGGCAGAUUUCGUGAAAAAAAAAAUUACAGAAACAGAAAAUUACAUUUGGACAAAUGGAAAUUAUUUUUUCAAUUGUUGGAAAAAUAGGAGAAUACUCGGUCCGUCCAAUUGGGGAACAGUUUGGCUAUAUUAUUUCCUACAAGAGCAAUAUCGAAAAUCUUAAAAAGAAAAUUCCAAUGCUAGCUCAGAAGAAAGAGGAAGUGCAACAAUCUCUUGAUAGAGCCCAAUGGUUUCAAGUAGUAGUUCCAGGGGAUGUUAAGCCGUGGCAGACAGAUGUGGAGAAAAAAAUUGAGGAGGUGCAGAAAUUCCUUGAACAAGAUGUCAAUGCUAAUGGGAUGUGCUUGAAUGGUUGGUGUCUGGAUGUGAAGUUACGCUAUUCUUUGGGUAAGAAAGCUCAAAAGAAUACUCAAGCCGUCGAUGACUUGCUAGAAAAAGGUAAAGAUUAUGCUAGGGUGUGCACUGAUAAAACUCCAUUGGAAGUAAGGUUAUCAUCCACAGAUGAACAGUUUAAAGAUUUUGAAUCACGAAAAUCGAUGAUUGGAGAUGUUUUGGAAUCUCUACAGGAUGAAAAUAUCGACAUGAUUGCAUUAUACGGUAUGGGAGGGAUCGGCAAGACAAAAAUGGCCAAAGAGAUUGAGAGAAGAGUGAAGUCUGAUAAUUUAUUCCAUAAAGUUGCCACUGCGGUUGUGUCUCAAAGUCCAAGUUUGGAAACGAUUCAAUGUGAACUUGCAGAAAUGCUAGGUUGUAGUCUUAAUUCAACGACUUCACGUGGAAGAGCACAAGAAUUAUAUUCAAGAUUGACUGAGAAUAAGAAUGUCCUUGUGAUAUUAGAUGAUGUUUGGGAACCACUUGAUUUUGAGGCUAUUGGAGUUUAUCAUGCAGUUCAAGAAAAGAGCUGCAAAAUAUUGUUGACAUCGAGAAAUGAAGAAACUUGCAAUGUGAUGAGAAUUCAGAAGAUUUUUCAAGUUGGACUUUUAUCUGAAGAAGAAGCGUGGAAUCUUUUCAUAAAGAUGACAGGUGAUUGUACGAAUACCUCCAAUCUAAUCUCAAUUGCAGAACAGGUUGUGAAGGAAUGUGGACGUUUACCCCUUGCCAUUGUGAUAGUUGGAAGUCUUCUUAGCAACAAAAGCGACAAAAAUGAGUGGAAAGCCGCACUUCAACAACUUAAAAGGUCUAGGCCACUAGAUAUCAAUGGUCAGCAUUCAAAGGUAUAUUCUAGCAUAGAGCUCAGUUACAACUAUAUAAAAAGUGACGAUGCCAAAUCAUGCUUUUUGCUAUGUUGUUUGUAUCCUGAAGAUCAUGAUAUUCCGAUUGAACAUUUAGUCAGGUAUGGAGUUGCAAAAAGGUUUUUUGAAGGCUUGGAUACUGUGGAAGAAACAAGACUACAGGUCCAUAAGAUAGUUGAGGAUCUUAGAAGAUCAAAUCUCUUGUUAAAUAGCCACAAGGACGGAUGCGUCAAAAUGCAUGAUGUUGUACGAGAUCUUGCCAUAUCAAUUGCAUCCAAAGAAGAAAAUGGUUUUAUGGUAAAGUUGGACAAAGGACUUAAAGAUUGGCCACCGACGGAUAGAUCAUAUGACAGUUACACCGCAAUUUCUCUUUUACUUGAAGAAAUGAAAGGGCAUCCUACUGAGUUGAAGUGUCCCAAACUUCAGCUUUUGCGACUAUCAUGUUUAAACCAUUCAAAAACGUUCCCAGGCAAUUUCUUUAAUGGCAUGAAGGAGCUGGAGAUGUUGUCUAUGCAAAAAGGUUGCUUCUCCUCAACAUCUUUGCCACUAUCAAUCCAGAUCCUCAAGAACCUUCGAAUGCUGAAUCUGCAAAGUUGUCGCUUAGGAGAUGUGUCGGCAAUUGGAACUCUUGGAAACCUAGAAAUUCUUGGCUUUCCUAAUUCGGAGAUUGAGGAAUUGCCGUUGGAAAUAGGAAAUCUUAGUCGAUUAAAAUUACUGGAUAUGAAGGGAUGUGAUUAUCUAAAUAGAAUUGCAGCUGGUGUAUUAUCUGGUUUAUCUCAACUAGAAGAAUUAUACGUGGGAGAAUUCACAAAUUGGGGAUGUACGACUAAGAUGGAGGGAAAUGGAGAAGUAACAAAUAAUAAUGCAAGCCUUGCUGAACUAAUUCAUUAUUCCAGUCAACUGGUGGUUUUAGAAAUUAGUGUACCAAGUAUCUUGUGCUUGCCAAAAAAUUUGCACUUCAGUAACUCCGAUUUCAGAUUUGAUAUAGAGAUUGGUGAUAUAGAGAUUAUUGGUGAUAUAGAGAUUAUUGGUGAUAUAUAUAAUCGGAGAAAUGGGAGAUAUUUAUUUGAAAAUACUUUGAUACUCGAAAUAGAGGAUGCAAGUGAUCUUGAGGAACACCAAACAAUUCGUUCACUAUUGAAGAAAGCUGUAGUUUUGGAGUUGACUAUUGCAAAAAAUUCAAAACAUAUUUGGUUUGAGAAAGAGCACAAAGGAAUUUUACCAUGCAGCUUGAAGGAUCUAAAAAUUUCUAGAUGUGAAGAUUUAGAAUAUCUACUCGAAGCCACAUCGGAUAGUUCUCCACCUAAUACCUUCCAUCUCCUGGAGUCACUAUCAUUAUGUACCUUACCAAGGUUCACUGGCAUAUGUAAUUCCACGGAUUCAGUUGAGAUUACAUUGACAAAGCAAGAUCAGAAGCAAAAUGUGAGUGAGGCUGAAAAUCAAACGAAGAUGUUGUCUCUGAUUCCACACAACUUGAUUGGAAGUUUGGAAAAUCUACAAGAACUUUUUGCAUGUCAAUGUGAUUUAUUGGAAGUGAUAUUUGAACUUGAGGGACUAAAUGCUGAAGAAAGCAAUAUCUUCAACAAUUUGACAAAGUUGUGCUUAAGUUCUUUACCGAAGCUGCUGCAUAUAUGGAAGAAAGGCCCACGAGAAAUUAAGGGAUUCAAUUACUUGAGAUGUCUAGAAGUAUAUGAAUGCCAUAGUUUGAAAUGUUUAUUCACACCAUCCAUAGCAAAACUUCUUGUGAAAUUAGAGCGCAUAGCCGUAUGUCAUUGCAAUGAAAUGGAAGAAAUCCUUGCAAAAGAACCGGGAGAUGAAGAGAAUAGAGAUGUGAUUGCAUUUCCUCUAGUGGAGUCCAUACAGCUCAGAAAUUUACCAAAGUUGGAAUGUUUUUACAACGAAGAUAAUCAUGCUUUUGAAUGGCCAUCUCUGAAUACAAUAACAAUAACUGGAUGCCCCAAAUUAAAAAUGUUUGUUUCAACAAGUACAAAAACACCUAAGCUAAAGAGAGUGUUUAUGGGAGACAGAGGUUAUCAACCAAUGAUAGAAGGAGACCUCAAUGCCAUCAUACAACACAUUAGCAAGGAAAAGGUACUACUCAGAACACCCUUUGUGGCUGGUCGACAUUGCUGAAACUCUUUGAAAACUGUGUUUUGUGAUGCUAUUAUGUGUUGUUGGAAUUGCAGAUUUUAUGUGGAUGGUUUUUGUAACUUAGUAUAUGGAUGAUUUUUGCAACCUGGUAUGAUAGAUCUGAGUUUUUUUAUUUAGCAUAAAAGAUGUGUGUAUUGUACGAAUUGGGUUGUAAUCUGGGUGUUUCUUUUUGUGCUGUUGUUAUGUGGUUUUGACAUGAGCACAAGUAUGUUGCUAGACAUGGUAAUUUCUUGUUGGAAGUGCAGAUUUGUGUAGGUGUUUUUUGUAA